AUGAUAAAUGACUAUCGACGAUCGGAUAGUACAAAACGUCAAUCUCAUCGUCGUACUUUAUUAUGUUGCUCAACUAUAUGCCUACUUUCAUUUUUAAUUUUAUUUCUAUUGUUAACUCAAGUAUUUCAUUAUCGUUAUGUGCAUUUCGAUAACAAUUUAAAUAGAUCAAUUUCAUUAAAUAUAAUGAAAUUUCAUUCAUCAUUAAUUCAAUGUGGUCAAUCUGUUGUUGAAAAAGAAAAUAUGUAUCAAUUUAUUGAACAAUUAACUGAAACAAUGAAGAAUCUUGCUACAAAACAAAAGAAUAAAAAACUUUUUCAUAUAAAUGAACAAUUAGAUAUAAUUCUUAUGCCACCAGACAUUAUUGUUUGUCGCACUAUUAUUGAAGAUAUUCUUUGUCAUUCAAUUGAUCAUGAAAAAAAUCGAACAAUCUAUUUUUCAAUUCAUACAUCAUCCAAUUAUCCUCAAUCAGAAACAAAUACUAUCAGUGAAAUUAUUCAACUGAAACAAGAAAAAUAUCAUAUAAAAAAACAUAUUAGUUCAGAAAAGAUUUCUUAUUCUUUAUCAUGGUAUUGUAAUCGUGGACUUACUCUGCGUUUACGAUCAGAAUAUGAAAACAAUGAACGUAUAUGUAUGUGUCCACCUAGUUAUUAUGGUGAUUUGUGUCAAUAUCAAAAUGAACGUGUUAGUCUAACAUUAGAUUUGGUUAGAGCUGAAAGACGAAAUGUUUAUGUCAUUGUUAUAAUGUUAAUCGAUGAAGAAGAGAACAUAAAUUCAUAUAAUCAAUACGAAUAUAUUGCUAGUCAAAGUUGUGGAAUAAAACUUAAUCGUUAUUUAUUAUUUUCAAAACGACCAAAGAAUAUGUCAAAGAAUUAUAGUAUACGAAUUGAUGCAUAUGAAAAACAUUCAAUAACAUAUCGUGGAAGUUGGCAUUUAUCAAUAGAUUUUCUUUUCUUACCUGUUAAUCGUAUUUCGACUUUAUUAUACUUGCCCUAUGAGCGAACUCCUAUUUUAUAUAACUGUUUUGCAACCUGCAUAAACGGUGAAUGUGUUCAAUAUUUAAACAAAAACUAUUUAUCCUGCCGAUGCUUUUCAGGAUGGUCAGGUAUUCAAUGUGAUAUUAAAUUAAAUUGUCAAAGAUGUUCAUCUGAUUCCAUAUGCAUUGGAUCUAUAAAUGAUCGAUCUAUAUGUAUUUGCCCUAUGAUGAAAUUUGGUCCUCGCUGUUUACUUAUAUCUGUAUGUCCAAAAAAUGCUUGUCAAAAUAAUGGACAAUGUAUUCCAGCCGAUAUCAGUGUAUCUGAUAGUCAUUAUUACGGAUCAAAAUGUGAAUACCGAAAAGGUCAACCAGAUAUUUAUUUAGAAAAUUUGAAUAUUCCAUCAUUUCUAUCAACUUUUUUCUUAACAAUAUCAAAUAAAUCAGAGCCUCAAUUGACAAUAAUGAUACAAAAAUUAACUUUAUUUCAACGUAGGGUUACAUUUCGUAUAUCUAUUCCAUAUAAUCUAGUUAUCAUCGAAUUGAAUAGAAAAUAUUAUCUUGCAGUUAUUCAAUCACUUCCAAACCUUGAUCUAUCAACAUCAAUUAAUCCUUCUCACGAAUGUCUUUCAAUGGAAAUAUUAUUCAAGUCUACAUUAAUGAAAAUGUCUCGAUUUCAACGAAUUAAAUUUUACCAUAUUCCAUGUCAAACAAAUCAUGAUUUAAAUUGUUUCAUGGAUAAAUUUUAUCUUUGUUUAUGUACAAAAGAUCGUCAUGCAAAUUGUGUUGAAUUUAAUUAUGAUAAAAAUCUUCAAUGUUCAUCAAAACACUAUUGCGCAAAUGGUGCUCAAUGUUUACAAGAUCAUCCUACGUGUCCGUCUGCAAUUAUUUGUGUUUGUACUGAUUGCUUUUUUGGUCAUCAAUGUCAAUUUUAUGCGAAAGGCUUAGGUUUAACAUUAGAUGAAAUCUUAGGUUAUGAAAUAAAACAUAAUCUUAUUUUUACUGAACAACCAUUUUCCGUCAAAUUAAGUGCUUUUAUCACAAUGAUAAUGCUGUUAAUAGGUCUUAUAAAUGGUAUUUUAUCUAUUUUAAUUUUUAAAAGAAAAAGCUCUCAAGAAGUUGGCUGUGGAAUAUAUUUGUUUGCAUCAUCAAUAACUUCAAUAAGCAUUGUGAUAUUAUUUUCAUUGAAAUUUUGGUUUCUUAUGUAUUCCUAUAGAGAUGUUUUUGGUAAACGAAUAAUUCUAUUUUCAAAUUGUAUGAUAAUCGAACCGUUACUUAAACUUUUACCGUACAUCGAUAAUUGGUUAAAUGGAUGUGUUGCUAGUGAACGAGCGUUUUCAGUUUUUAAAGGAAUAUCUCCUCAAAUAUUUUAUUUAAAUUUAUUUGAUGAUUUAAAAGAAGAACGUACUUGGUGUGUAGUUUUGUAUUCAUCAUUAUUAAAUACUGAUAGUUCAUCUAUAAUAUUUUUUCAUUUCUUUGCUCCAUUUCUAUUAAAUUUAUUUUCUGCCAUAUUUAUUAUCAUUGGGACAGCUCGACGACGGUUUUUAAUGACAGCAGAACAUCGAUUUACGAAUCAUUUUAAAAGUAAAUUAAAACAACAUAAACAUUUAUUAAUAAGUUCUAUUAUUCUUGUUAUAUUAUCAUUGCCACGUUUAAUUAUUUCAUAUACAUUGAAUUGUAAGAAAUCAUCUGAAUAUUUUUGGUUAUAUCUUUCUGGUUAUUUUAUUUCAUUUAUGCCGUCUGAUCUUAUGUGCUUUGUUUUUGUUUUACCAUCUGUUACAUAUAAAAAAGAAUUUCAACAAGUUCUAUUGUGUAUUCAACAACACUUUUCUUUAAUUAAAAUUAAGUCAUUCGCCAAUAAACAUUUUUAA
Rotaria socialis is the source of this 2841-nucleotide messenger RNA. NCBI's taxonomy places the organism in Eukaryota, Metazoa, Rotifera, Eurotatoria, Philodinida, Philodinidae. The record is from the annotation of a GenBank genome assembly.